Messenger RNA from Lampris incognitus (smalleye Pacific opah), 1113 nucleotides. RefSeq names its product keratin, type II cytoskeletal 2 epidermal-like. The transcript has a single exon. The record is from RefSeq and is a predicted model, not a curated record. The coding region runs from base 1 to 1113 and encodes 370 amino acids. Lineage: Eukaryota; Metazoa; Chordata; Actinopteri; Lampriformes; Lampridae.
AUGCGCUCAGGGGUCAGGCCUUGGAGGCGGCGGGGCAGCCACUCAGGGGACAGGCUUCAGAGGCGGUGGGGCAGCUGCUCGGGGGACAGCCGCUCGAAGGAGCAGACUUUGGAGGUGACAGGGCAGCCGCUUGGGGGGCAGGCUUCAGAAGCGGCGGGGCAGCUGCUUGGAGGAGCAGCCUUUGGAGGUGGUGAAGCAGCCGCUCGGGGGAGCAGCCUUCGGAGGCAGCAGAGCAGCCGCUCGGGGGACAGACUUUGGGGGGCAGCCUUCAGAGGCGGAGGGACAGCCACUCGGGGGAACCGGCGGGGCAGCCUCUCGGAUCGGGAUAGUCUUCGGAGACGGCGGGGCAGCCGCUCGAGAGACAGGCUUCAGAGGCGGCGGGGCAGCUGCUCGGAGGACAGCCACUCGGGGGAGCACACUUCGGAGGUGGCGGGGCAGCUGCUCGGAGGAGCAGCCUUUGGAGGUGGUGAAGCAGCCGCUUGGGGAGCAGGCUUCGGAGGGGGCGGGUCAGCCGCUCGGGGGAGCAGCCUUCGGAGGCAGCGGAGCAGCCGCUCGGGGGACAGACUUUGGGGGCAGCCUUCAGAGGCGGAGGGACAGCCACUCGGGGGAGCCGGCGGGGCAGCCUCUCGGAUCGGGAUAGUCUUCGGAGACGGCAGGGCAGCCGCUCGGGAGACAGGCUUCAGAGGCGGCGGGGCAGCUGCUCGGGGGACAGCCACUCGGGGGAGCACACUUCGGAGGUGGCAGGGCAGCUGCUCGGAGGAGCAGCCUUCGGAGGUGGUGAAGCAGCCGCUUGGGGGAGCAGGCUUCGGAGGGGGCGGGUCAGCCGCUCGGGGGACAGACUUUGGGGGGCAGCCUUCAGAGGUGGAGGGACAGCCACUCGGGGGAGCCGGCGGGGCAGCCUCUCGGAUCGGGAUAGUCUUCGGAGACGGCAGGGCAGCCGCUCGGGAGACAGGCUUCAGAGGCGGCGGGGCUUCUGCUAGGGGGACAGCCACUUGGGGGAGCACACUUAGGCGCUGGCGGGGCAGCUGCUCGGGGGAGCAGGCUUCGAAGGCGGCAGGACAGCUGCUCGGGGGACACCCGCUCCAGGGAGCAGGCUUCGGAGGCGGCGGGUAG